AUGAUUUUCUUAUCAAAAAUAAAUGAACUUUGUAUAGAUAACAUUUAAUGCAAGAAUGAAGUUUGUAAUUUAUUGCAUCCUAGAUGCUUUGCAGGAGUUUGCAUUUAGCAUUUGCAAAAAAAGUAAGAUGAUUGUAAUGAAUCUUUAUUGCAUUUUUCAAAUAAGGAAUGUAAAGUUUAUUUGUAAUCAGGAAAAAUUAAUGGAGUAUAUUGUUUUAACCUUUGCAAAAAAUAGAAUUUAUGUUAGGGUAAACAAGAUUGUAGAUUUUUACAUCGAAAAUGGGCUGAAAACAUUUGUAUUGAAGAUUUAAUAGAUGAAUGUAAGAAUAAAUAAGAAUGCUAAUUGAAACAUUUCAAUUGGUAAGAAAUUAAAAAGGAAGCAUAUUAAGAAUUUAAUAUUCAUGAUUUAAAUCCUGAAGAAAUAGAAAAUGGUAAGAAUCAUAAAUUGCCAAAUGAUAUAUGUAUAUAAUAUUUAUAAGGUCUAUGCCAAUUUUAAACUAGUUGUUAAAACAAUCAUAUAGAAUGGGAAUGUUUAAAAAAUAGUAAUUUUAAGGAUAUUAAAGAUACAAGAAGAAGAUAAUGUAUUUAUGAUUAAUCCACAUAAUUGAUAGAUUAAUCAUCAAAAAUGAUGAAUCAAGAAAUUGUAAAUUAAUACUUUGAAAAAAUUUAAUAUAACCGAAUGAAAAAAAUAGUUUUGAAAGCAUAAAUAAUAGAUGUUCUAUUUAUAAUUGAUAACACUGGAAGUAUGUAAAGAUGGUUGAAAUCAGCUAAAGAAAAUAUUUGUUAAAUUAUCAAUGAAUUUUAGACAUAACUAGAUAAAAAAAAACAUAUAGUAAGAACAGCCUUAGUAGCAUAUAGAGAUUAUGAUGAUGAAGAUAAUCUAUUAUAUCGUGAAUUCACAACUGAAUCUAAGGUUACCUUGGAGUUUCUAAAAAAAUUGUAAGCGAAAGGAGGAGGAGAUGAUCCAGAAAAUGUUAUUGGAGCAUUAGUAAAAGGAAUCAGACUCAAUAUCAGUAAAGAUGAAGAUAGUGUUUUAUGCACUUUUUUAAUUUGUGAUAGUCCUUCUCAUGGUCCUUAUCAUGAACAUCUAAAAGAUGAUCAUUUUGAUAAAGUAUAGGAAGGAGAUUUGGAGAAUAUCAUGAAAAAGUAUUUCGAAUUAAAAGUAAAUAAUUUCUUUACUUGUCUUAAACUUACAGAAAAUACAAAUUUGAUGUUUAAUAAAAUGAAGUCUGCUUUUCCUAGUUUAAUUAUUACUAAAACCACUCCAGAUAGUUUUCACGAAUCAGUUCUGUUUUCACUUAGAACAUCCUUAAAAUAAUCUGAAGCUAAAACAUCCAAAACUAAGAAAACUAUUAAAAUAAAGGCUAAAUUUAGUAAAUAUAAACCACUAGAAAUUAAUAAUUCACUAUUAAGGGAUAAUAAUAUUGAUUACUGGUAAAAUUUCUUAGAAUAGGAAAAAAAUAAUAAAAUUGAAGGAGAUACUUUAUUGAUUAUUAAUAAAUAUUAAGAAAUAUUGGAAGAAAAGGACAAAGGGGCAGAAUGCUUAAUUUUUAAAUUAUUCGAUAUAGUUCUAAAUAGAAAUUUGGUUUUAAAAUUACCAAAAUACAUUGUAAAUGAAUAUAAUCAAAAACAAACCAUAUCAUAAGAGAACUUAAAAUCUUAUCAACAAUUCAUAAAAAUCAGAUAUACUUCUUUACUAAUAGCUUAAUAAUUAGCAGAGGGGUUUAGAUUAAAAACUUUAUCCAUCAAAGGAGCACCUCCAAUUUUUUAUGUUUCCCCAAUUAUUUAUGAACUAGAAGAACCAUUCAUGGGUGUUACUUAAAUUUUUGCAGAAACUUAUAUAAACCUACCAAAUUUUUAGGAAUGGAAAAAAUAUACUAAUAAUGCUAAAUUUGUUGAUCAAGAUGAAUAUUAUUACACCGCCUUCUCUCAUUAUUCUUAUGUGGCUACUGAAGGAAAACUAAUUAUCACGGAUUUAUAAGGUAAAAAUAAUAUUUUAUCUGAUCCAACUAUUCAUACAAUUGAUUAAAAAAUUCGAGAAAUUCUUAAUGAUGAUUCAAAUUUUUAAUAAGAAGGACUUAUUUACUUUUUUGAAUAAUAACAUCCUAAAUGUCAUGAAAUUUGUAAACAACUUAAUUUGAAGAAAUAUUCAUAUUCUUAAUAGUAAUAAGAAUUUAUUCCAGAUAAUUAAGAAGACUCAAGUAAUAUAUUAGUUUGGAAAAGGGAUCCACAAGAUUUCAUAAGUGUUAUAUGUUAAAUUUGUGGAGAAUUUAAAGAUUUGACAUAUGAAGACUAUUUUAAAGAAAAUUCUUGUGUUUGUAAUAAUUGUUUAGAAGAUGAAGAACCAAUUCAACUAAUUUGCAUUUGUUGUAGAAAAUAAUUUAAAUGUUUCUAUAACUAGGAAGUAAAAAUAGGGAAAAUUCCAGAAAAAUGCGAAUAAUGUAAAUUGAAAUGUGUCUAAGGUAAUUUAGAAUGCUUAUAUUGCGGAUGUUAUUGUGAAAAAAGAGUGAAUAAAGUAUAAAUACAAAAUCAAGAAAUAAAAAUUUGUAAUGAAGGUAUAAGAUUUCUAAAUUCACUUACAUGUAGUAAAUGUAAAUAGUUGUAUAAUUUUGAACUUUUUAUCACACCAAACGAUUAUUAGUAUGCAAUUUAUUUUUGUACAAAAUGUAAACUAUUAACAUGA
Paramecium pentaurelia is the source of this 2682-nucleotide messenger RNA. The record is from the annotation of a GenBank genome assembly. Lineage: Eukaryota; Ciliophora; Oligohymenophorea; Peniculida; Parameciidae.